Messenger RNA from Macroventuria anomochaeta, 472 nucleotides. RefSeq lists its product as uncharacterized. The record is from RefSeq and is a predicted model, not a curated record. The coding region runs from base 111 to 410 and encodes 99 amino acids. Lineage: Eukaryota; Fungi; Ascomycota; Dothideomycetes; Pleosporales; Didymellaceae. The transcript has a single exon.
AUAUCGGUGAGUGGUUAUGCUUAAAUGUCAGCCACUCCGGGGACCGUCAGCCCACCUUCUUCUUCCCUUGGCAGGUGUGGACGGUCGUAUCCGCAACGCCACGUUGUGUAAUGUCGCCGACUCGGCGCAAGGCUGCUUAUACAAAUGGCCCCCGAACUCCCAGGAGCCCCCAUAUAGCGAGCAGAGCGCCGUGUCCGGAUGAUCGCCCCUCGAUCUCUCAUUCGCUGACCUGGACAUGCAAUUCACUACACCGGCGAUGUUGCGGCUCGUCGGUGCUCAGGCUCGGGUGGUCGCAUAAGGGUCGCAGAGGUUCAUCAAGUUCGAUCGGAGCUUUUUCGUCCUCUGUAUCAAAGACCGUCGUACAUUUCCCGGCUGCGGCUUUGCUCGGUGCGACGCGCGUGCAAUAUUAGCAAGGAUGACCUUGGGUGGGUGAAGAACCAACCAUCUAAUUGCAAUAGCCAUGGUAUACUAC